AUAUUUACAUGAUCCACGUGACAUCGACGUAUUUUUAUUUGUCUCGAUGACAAAGGAACCCAGUGACAGGUUCGUUCAUUAUACUUAUUUAACCGAUUUCAGGGAUAGGACGACCGCGAUUCAAUUUUUAUUGACGAGGAAAAUAAACGCUCUGAAAGUUACGGUCCAGUUCUUAGCUUGAUAGACUGUCUUAUAUGGAAUGAAUUGACUUUAUGAAAUCGAUUUAUAACGACCUUUUAUUGGAAUACCUGGUAAAUCAAUUUUGUGAGCAAACAUUACAAUCGGGCAGGCCAAUCAAUCGAAUAGCCGGCAUUCAGAAAACUUGUUUUAUGCUGGAACAAAAGUUUGUUCUUUUUAUUCUUCCGAUUAAUUGAAAACUUUUGAGAAUGGAUCAGUGUUUCUGGAGAGAAUUACCGAAAGAGAAAACCAUGAAAAAAUGAUAAUUUCAAAAGCUGUAUAUUUUGUUGGAUUUAAUGUUGUUUGGAAUUUAAAUCGGUGCCAACACAAAUAAAACAAAAGCUGGAAACAACGACGACGACAAUAUUAACAACAACAGAUACAAUUUUUCAGCGACAGCGAUACUUAUAUAGUCGUAAUUGGUGAUAAGCUAAUCUCAUUUAUUACCUGAAAGUGACGUAGAUAACCAGAAUGGAGACGUUAUUGAAGAAUGAAACGGUGCGCUCAAAGAUCAGGGGCUUAUCAGCUCCUGUGAAGAAAGCGUUUAUUGAAAAUCUUCUUGAUCUUUAUGAACAAGAAACUGAAGAAAUGAUUGACGUCAUCGAAGAAAGCCGAAUGGAGUUGCGAGGAGACUUCCUGUCAUUUGAAGAUGAAUCCAAAUCUCUCAGAGCUGAAUCAAGAAUGUUAG
This is a messenger RNA of Ruditapes philippinarum (Manila clam), 865 nucleotides long. RefSeq lists its product as uncharacterized. NCBI's taxonomy places the organism in Eukaryota, Metazoa, Mollusca, Bivalvia, Venerida, Veneridae. The record is from RefSeq and is a predicted model, not a curated record.